This is a messenger RNA of Aegilops tauschii subsp. strangulata, 915 nucleotides long. RefSeq lists its product as uncharacterized. Lineage: Eukaryota; Viridiplantae; Streptophyta; Magnoliopsida; Poales; Poaceae. The record is from RefSeq and is a predicted model, not a curated record.
AUGCAUACGCAGAGGGUGAGCGGCGAGCAGGCGGGGCCGGCGCUGCCGUGCGAGAUCGCGGCGGACGACAUGCCGGCGGCGAGGAACGGGCACUACAGGCCGGGCAAGGCGGUGACGGCGUCGGUGUACCGGGCCAAGGUGGCGGGCCACUCGCGGGUGGUGACGGUGUCAUGGUCGCGGGACCUGCUGUCGCACGCCUUCGCGGUGGCCAUCUCCGGCGCGGACGGCGCGUCGGCGGAGUGCCGGGUGGACCUGCGGCCGUGGCAGUUCUGGCGGCGCGCGGGGUCCCGGCGCGUGGAGCUCGGCGGGGCCACGGUGCGCGUGCUCUGGGACCUGCGCCGCGCGCGCUGGCACGGCGCCGGCGCGGGCCUCCCGGACCCGCGCGGCGGGUACUACGUCGCCGUGGAGGCCGGCGGCGAGGUGGCGCUGGUGCUCGGCGACCUCCGCAAGGCGGCGCUCCGGCGCGCGUCGCCCAGCGCCCCGCCCGCACUCGCGGCGGUCCCCGUGGCGCGCAGGGAGCACGUGUUCGGCCGGCGCCGGUUCGCGGCCAAGGCGCGGUUCCACGACCAGGGCGCCGUCCACGACGUGGCCAUCGACGUCGGCGGCGAGGACGACAUGGAGAUGGCCAUCGCCAUCGACGGCGAGGAGGCGGUCGCCGUCAAGCACCUGCAGUGGAAGUUCCGGGGCAACCAGUCCGUCACCUUCGGCCGGGCCAAGGUGGAGGUGUACUGGGACGUGCACGACUGGCUCUUCGCGGGCGCCGCCGGCGGCGCCCGCCCGGCGCUCUUCAUCUUCCGGCCCAUCGUGCUGUCCAGCGCGUCCGUGGGGGCCUCCACGCCGCUGCUCGCCGGCGUCGACGGCGCCGCGGGCGCCACCGGGUUCUGCCUCUACCUCUACGCAUGGAAGCUCGACUGA